AUGACGUCAUCUCAAGGCGACGCCGGUACCACAUUGCUGAUGAGCAGCGGUUAGGUUGUUAACGAUUGUAAACUUUACAAAGUGACACUUACUGAAGUGUUUUCGGUUUUAUUUAAAAUUAAUAAACAUUGACAUGCACUUUUACUUUAACAUUUAAUGUUUAUUAUUUAUCGCCUGCCGUUUUUUUAUGACAAGAAGCCAAAAUUCUGGUUCUGAUUCUGAAAUUAAGCGAGUCGGUCUGCACAGAUAUUUCACCAUUAGAGAUCUAUUACCUCGAUCUCCGGAAUGAAGUGUCAUUACGAGGUGCUGGGUGUGAAAAGGGACGCUGGAGACGAUGAGCUGAAGAAGGUCUACCGAAAAUUAGCUCUCAAAUGGCACCCAGAUAAGAACCUGGAGAACCCAGAGGAGGCAGCGGAGCAGUUUAAACUGAUCCAGGCAGCGUAUGAUGUUCUCAGUGACCCACAGGAAAGAGCCUGGUAUGAUAACCACCGGGAGGCGCUCUUGAAGGGCGGAGUCAGUGGAGAGUACCAGGAUGACAGCCUCGAUCUCGUGCAGUACUUCACUGUAACCUGUUACUCAGGUUAUGGAGAUGACGAGCAGGGCUUCUACACGGUGUACAGGAACCUGUUUGAGUCCAUCGCAAAGGAGGAACUUGAGCACGGUAAAGACGAGGAUGAUGACUGUGAUGAUUUUCCCACAUUCGGAGACUCUCAGAGUGACUAUGCUACGGUGGUGCACUUGUUCUACGGCUGCUGGCAGAGUUUCUGCACACGGAAAAACUUUGCGUGGAAGGAGGAAUACGACAUUCGGCAGGCCUCAAACCGCUGGGAGAAGAGAGCCAUGGAGAAAGAGAACAAAAAGACGCGUGACAAAGCCAGGAAGGAACGCAGCGAGCUUGUGCGCCAACUAGUGGCCUUUGUGCGGAAACGCGACAAACGAGUGCAGGCUCACAAGAAACUGGUGGAGGAGCAGAAUGCAGAAAAAGCCAAGAAAGUGGAGGAGCUGAGGAAGAAGCAGAAACUAGAGCAGGCUAAGCUGGCAGAGGAAUAUAAGGAGCAGAAAUGGUCUGCCAUGGCGGGACUGGAGCAGGAGCUGCAGCAGAUGGAGCUUCAGUACGGACGAGAGUUCGGAGACACGGAGGAAGAGCUUGAGGAGGACAGAGCGGAGACGGAUGCUGUGGAUGGCUCUGAUGAGUUGGACGACCUUUAUGAUGACCUUUACUGCCCUGCCUGUGAUAAAUCCUUCAAAACUGACAAAGCGAUGAAGAACCACGAGAAGUCCAAAAAGCACAGAGAGAUGGUGGCUCUACUCCGGCAGCAGCUUCAAGAGGAGGAAGAGUCACUGAGUCUGAAUUCGGCAGAGAGAGACGGCGAGGAAGAGGAGGAUGAAGAUGAGGAGAGGGAGGAUUCACCCAGACAAAAGUUGUCGAAGAAACAGAGGAAGAAGCAGCGACAGCAGAAAAACAUGACUAACUUUCCAGAAGAGCCAGCAGCUGAGAUUCAAGCUCCAGACUCCACAGAUGACAUCAUCACUCCUCCUAACCAAUCAGGAGAUAAAGAGGAGGACCCGGCCGGCUCCGAGGAGGCUGCAGAGGAAGUGAAGAAAGACGGAUCUGAACCCAAUAAAAGCUCUGGAAAGACGAAAGGAAAAAAGGCUGGAAAAGACUCCAAAAAGAGCAACAAAUCCCAUGGAUCUGGCGACGUCAACCAAGAGCAGAAGGAGGUGAACCUGCGCUGUGUGAUCUGCCAUUUUGAAUUCACCACCAGGAACAAAUUGUUCGAUCACCUGAAGACGACGGGUCACGCCACUGCGUUGCAGUCCAACAGCGCCAUGAACACCAAGAGCAAGAAGGAGAAGAGGAAGAACAGAUGACCAGAGCAUCAUCAUCAUCAUCAUUGUCAUUAUUAUUAUUAUUAUUAUUAUUAUUAUUAUUAUUAAGACUGAAGCAACUUCUCAGUGGAAAGGGUUUUAUAGAAAAUACAUCAGUCACUGGACAUGUGUGUGUGCACGGGCAUGUAUGCGGGUGUGUGUGUGUGUGUGUGUGUGUGUGUGUGUGUAUACUGUACCUUCUCCUCCAGCAUGCUCAUCCUACAAGCUUUUUUUUUCAGGAAUUGAUAAAUAUAUGCAGAUAAAGAACAGCACAUGGGACUGUAAGUGGAGCGCACACUUCACAGCGCACACGUUUUCUCUCCGUGAGAGAAAGUAGAAGGUAAAUAGUAAGAAGAUUUUUCUUGCUGCUACUGUUCAUAAAUAUGUGAUUAUAAAAUGUGAAUACGAGCUAUUCCAUUAAUGCACCCCGGAAACAAUAACGUUGCUACGGUAACAAAAUUAAAAUCUGUUUGCUAAACUAAAAUCUAUAUGCAUUUAUCCUGUGGUAAUGUAUUUGGGAUUUUUUUCUAAAUCUGAUCUUUUUCACACUCAUUAAAAGUGUCCUUAAGUCAAAA
Ictalurus punctatus (channel catfish) is the source of this 2444-nucleotide messenger RNA. It is a transcript of the gene dnajc21, whose product is annotated as DnaJ heat shock protein family (Hsp40) member C21. Lineage: Eukaryota; Metazoa; Chordata; Actinopteri; Siluriformes; Ictaluridae. The transcript is spliced from 12 exons. The coding region runs from base 286 to 1872 and encodes 528 amino acids. Gene Ontology annotation, molecular function: nucleic acid binding; zinc ion binding. The record is from RefSeq and is a predicted model, not a curated record. Gene Ontology annotation, cellular component: cytoplasm.